AGUAGGUACCCCAUGCACCUAAAAGAUGUGCUUCCCUUCAGCUGAGCCCUGUGGAUCUCACCUGGGAUAGGAGCACAGAUGGGCCUGGGCCCUGCAGCUGCGAUACACGGACAUCCCUCAGCAGCUGCGGAAGACGGGGUUAUGAGGACAGCCUGGCAGGGGAAGGCUGGUCGCAGCCCACUCCAGGCCCUGUAUGAGAGCGAUCAGUUUGAACAGUCAUCGCUGCAGGCGGUUCACCAGCAGCGAAGGGAGCUGUUGAGCAACGUCUGCAACCGUUACACCCGCAAGCGGCGGCUGCUGCGGCCGGAUGACUUGCGGCACUUGGUGGUGGAUGACACGCAUGGGCUUCUCUACUGCUACGUGCCCAAAGUGGCUUGCACAAACUGGAAGCGGGUGAUGAUGGUCCUGACGGGGCAGGGCAAGUACCGGGAUCCUCUGGAAAUCCCUGCCAACGAGGCCCACGUGUCGUCCAACCUGCACACUCUCUCUGAAUACAGCAUCCCCGAGAUCAACCACCGCCUGCGCAGCUACCUCAAGUUCAUCUUUGUGCGGGAGCCAUUCGAGCGCCUGGUCUCGGCCUACCGCAACAAGUUCACCCGCAGCUACAACACGGCCUUCCACAAGCGCUACGGGACCAAGAUCAUCCGGCGGCACCGGCAGGAGCCCAGCGACAAGGCGCUGGAGCGCGGGGAUGAUGUGCGCUUCGAGGAGUUUGUCUACUACCUGCUGGAUCCGCGGACUCAGCGGGAGGAACCCUUCAACGAGCACUGGGAGCGCGUGCACUCGCUCUGCCACCCCUGUAUCGUCCACUACGAUGUGGUGGGCAAGUACGAGACCUUGGCUGAAGAUGCCAACUACAUCCUCCAGCUUGUGGGUGCCGACACGAGUGUCAAGUUCCCGUCCUCGUCCAAGACCACCAGAACCACGGAUGACAUGACGGCCCAAUUCUUCCAGGACAUUAGCCCCUUCUACCAAAGACGACUCUUUAAUUUAUACAAAAUGGACUACUUGCUCUUCAACUACUCCAUCCCUUCUUACCUCCGCAUCCGAUGAGGCAGUUGCUGGGAAGAGAGGUGGGGAGAGCUGGGUACUUCUCUUGCCACAACUCCUCUCAUCCCACCCCAUGCUCAUCUCUCGGUUCUCCCCAUGCCCUCUCCAUUACAUUCUGUUUUGUGUGCCUCGUUCAGGCACAGUCUGGAGGGAGAACACCCCGCAGAACACUGGGGCUGGAGUUUCUCCUUUCCUUUCUCUCCCACCCCUUGACUUUGAUACUUGUCAGUGGGUACAGGAAGCUGCUGGCUUUGAAGGCUUGCUUUGACUGGGGUUUUUCUUAUGACUAAGAGAUUCCUCUGUAGAUCCAAGUCUUGGGAAGGGUCCUUUUUGGGGCAGGAUCCUUUCGGGUGUUUCUCCUCCUCACUUGGCUGUUUGGGGUCAGCCUGGGGAGCAGGAUGGAGCUUAUCAGAGAUUUACAUAGGACCAGAAAUAAAGCAAUAAUGUAAGUUUUUCUUGUUCAAUUCAAAUUCCUUCCACCUUCUUCCUGCCUUCUCGUCCCUCCAUCCUGGCUUCCCGUGCCAUCUCCAUUGUUGUGGAGGGCGGCAACGUAAGCUGCAUUUUGCUCUGACAGAGCCUGGAGGGCUUUUUGUUCCUCUUCUUCCAUGUGCUCUCAGCUGGGAUGCAAAAUGCUGUGAACGGGGAGAAAGGAGCAGAUGUGCAGCUGGUAUGAGUGACAGAGAUAGAGCGAUUUCUCCUGAACGACAGCAGCAGAACCAUCGAUCUGUGCGUAUGUGCAUCUGGAUUUCUUGUCAAGUCCAAUAAAUCCAGGUUCAGUUUUUUGUUUUUCUUAAUUAUGUAAAAACAGGUAUUGAUUGUUUUGCAAAGCCAUACAUCCAACACAGGUGCAGGUACACCCACUUGGCAUGAAGGGAUGGAGGAAGAGCGUCCUGCAGAGAAGGUGAUGUUGCAUUGGGAAGGCUGGAGGAGUGUGUGUGUGUGUGCGCGCAAGAGAGUAUGCAUGUGCAUCAGAAAAAAUAGAGAAUUAAAAAUGGGGACAGAGACACCUAGAGGAAAAUUCCCCUUUGCUUGACUGGCUUCGGACAAUUCACUCCUUGAAGUAGAAACAGGAGGAGGGGGAAACACAAAAGAAAAUGACAAACCCGGUCCUGGGGUUUUAAGUUCAAGCCAGUCCUAGGAGCUUUAUUUCUUUAAAUCCAUAUUUAAAAACUCUUUUCUGUUCAGCCCUGGCUAGGUGGCUGCCUUAGUAAAUAAACGCAGCAGUAAUAGAAUUUGCUGUAGUGUGUCUACUGGACCAGCUGCGAGCACUUGACUUAUUAGUGCAAUACAAUGGAGGUUUUAUAAGACCCCAGUGUGCUCAGACUGUUCUAAAAUACCAUGUUUUCAUCUAACAACUUUUGGCUGUUACAUCUUAACCUUUUUUGAUCUCUGAUUCUGAUCUGAACCUUUCUGCUGACAUUCCCCCCUUGGUUAUGCUGUUUGGAGAGUGGGUUUAGCAAGCAUUGAAAAAGAAAAGGAAAUAGAAUUGUUGGUGAUGCUGGCAGCCUGAGUGGUUCUCGCAGAGCUGGAGCUCUUGCAGAAAUGGCCUUUCUAGAGAUGCAUCUCGGAGCACAGAAACAGCUGAUGUAUACUGCAAAUGUCAGCAUUUGGGCUCAGAGUGUAUUCCUUCUGUGUUCUCAGGAGUCUUGCAAGCCCUGGUAGUGCUGCCUGGUGUUGGAAAAGAAAUCGUAAUUCCAGUCACCACAAGCUCUUGGUCAUAUGGAGUCAGCAUCACAAAGGAAUGGAGUUUUGGAUGGAUUUGUGUUCUUGAAUACUAUGUUCUGCAGGUAGCUGGUGGCACAUUGAGAGGCAGGGACAAAUAUAGCCUGGCUCCUGUGAGUGUGCAUGCUGCUGGCUGGGAGAGCUCUGCUGUGAUACCAGGAAGCCAGCAACCAGACUUUGUCCAUGUGAUGGUGACUGGUGCUGGCUGGGGUGUUCCUUCCCUCUGCAUCGUGUCCCCAGCAUCCCCAGCAAGUCCCUGCCUUGCCCCGUAGGGCCAUGGCCUACCUGUUGCAUUCUCUGACAUGCUGUCUUUGGGCUGAUGUGUUUGGAUAUACCCACUGUUAAAAUCCAGUGCAUUUAUGUCACAUCCUCAGCCUUCCUUAUGCCUAAACAUCAUUCCCCAAAGCACAGCAUGACAGUGACAGAAAAUGGCAGCAUGGAGCGGGUGGUGAUGGAGCGAGGAGGACACCGUGUGACAGGAGGGGAUAACUGCAGGUGUGACACCUGCAGGAAUUUGUGCUGGAAUCCAGUUCUUUCAGUGGCUUCUAUUUUUAAUUAUGUUUUCCUGCAUCCCUUCUUCUUGCCAGAUGAGAAAUUAUCAAGGUGAUUGGAUGAGAGGUCAUGGCCUUAAGCUGCCCCAGAGCAGGCUCAGGUUGGAUCUUUGGAACAUUGUCUUCUCUGACAGAGUGGUGAUGCAAUGGCACGGGCUGCCCAGGGAGUGCUGGAGUCACCAUCCCUGGAGGUGUUACAGAACCACAGCGAUGUGGCACUGAGUACUGUUGUGGUCAGUGGGCAUGGUGGGGGUGGGUUGGGGUUGAACUCGGUGAUCUUAGUGGUCUUUUCCAGCCUUAAUGAUUCUGUGGUUCUCUACCUCUUCUCAAUCUAGGGCUGGGAGUGUAAUCCUUGUUGUUUCUGCACCAGGGCAGGGCAGGACAAGCCGUGGGCCAUGCUGCCAAGGUCACCCCAGCAGUGGGAGCCCAAAGACUAACAGAGUAAAUCAAGUGAGCUGUGAUAAUCACACACGGCUUGGCCUCAGGCAAGGAACAACCUUGCAAACUCUCUUUGAACCCUCCCUUCUGCAACUCCCCCAUCAAGUGCCUAUUAAAAAUUAAUAAUUAAAAACUAAGAACCAGGAAGCACUAUUUAGACCUCUGAGUCACAGCUUAGACAGGGCAGUGGGGUUUAGUGUGAGGCUUGGGAGCUGCUAUGGAGCUCUCAGAGCCCCAGGGAUGCAAAAAUAAAGAACAGCAUCACUUUUAUACAUGUUUGUGUGCAUGCACACGUAUACAGUGUAAAUAACAAUUCUUUUAUAAUGUAUAAUAGAAUUAUUUCAAAUAAUUGUGAUAUUUAUAUGUUAAUACAUGGACAAUAUGUAAUAAGUAUGUGUAUAAAAUUUGUUACCAGAAUAAUUAAAUAGCAGACAUGAUUGUACUAUA
Messenger RNA from Meleagris gallopavo (turkey), 4208 nucleotides. The record is from RefSeq and is a predicted model, not a curated record. Lineage: Eukaryota; Metazoa; Chordata; Aves; Galliformes; Phasianidae.